This is a messenger RNA of Austrofundulus limnaeus, 5576 nucleotides long. Its product is annotated as inactive ubiquitin carboxyl-terminal hydrolase 54. Lineage: Eukaryota; Metazoa; Chordata; Actinopteri; Cyprinodontiformes; Rivulidae. The record is from RefSeq and is a predicted model, not a curated record.
CCAAACUGCAGUCGGUGGUGGCUGAGGGCGGAGCUAGUAGUCACAGCCGGCUGCAGCGCUGCAUGAGGAGGGCCCGCAGCCUGCAGCAGCGCAUGCAGCUGCAGCAGCAGAAGCAGCGGUGCGACUCAGAAGCAGAAAAACAGCAACCAGAGCAACAACACGAGGAGGAGCAGAAGCUCCAGGAACAGCCCAGUGAAAAGCCUUUCAGAGUACUUCUGACAGACGCUCAGGGCAACCAUUCACCUGCCACUCAGGACCCUCAGGCCCUGCCUCCUUCCACCUGCCUCGUUAAGCCCCUCCCUCCCAAACUGACCUUGGUUUCUGAGCCCCCCUCCAGUCCUCUGGCCUCUCCAUCUGGAGAGGACAGAAGGAACAGGAGCCCCUGCUCUCGCUUACUAAAGCCCCUUUGUACCUCCAAGUCCCUCCCCGUUCUGUGUGGUGAGACCUCCCUGGAAGACUUGGCCCCUCCCCCUCUAACAGAGGAGGAGCGGUCAGUCCAGUCACAAGCCACACCCACUAUCAGAUCACAAUCCCGAACUCCAUCCUCUGUCAGCACCAGCAGAUGUCAUGUGAUAACAGAGGUGGACUCGUAUAGCACAAGACAGCCUAAGGCCACGCCCUCUGAAUCUAGCCCCGCCCAGAGAUUAGUCCCUCCCCCUUCUUCUCUCCCAACCAGAAAAUGGUCCUGUUUAAACCUGGACCAGUCUGAUGUUGUGGAUUCUCUGAAUCCAUCUAUCAGCUCACCCUUUUACUCCCCCCCAGACUCCCCCUACAGUGCCCCCCCUGUGACCCAGCCCAGUCAGACCUCCUCCCUGCCCCCCAACGGGGACUACAGAUCAGCCCUGCCGGUGGAGCGCUGGGCAGAAAAUGUCAAUAGAUACUACGGCUCCCAGAAUGCAGCAGGAGGGGGAGGAGGUUGUGGGGAGCCCGUUGGAGAGCUGUCUGAGCUGGAAACAUUGUACCAAGCCAGUCUCUUGGCUCCCAGCAUGCACCGGGGCACUCGUGGAGUCAGUCCUCAGCCAGCUGGUAGCAGACCAGGUGUGAGAAGAGUGCCGUCCGGAUCUGGACGCUCUAAAACACCGACAGCUGAGAUUGAAAGAUUUGCCUACAGAACUCCAGUCACACCUGUGCAAAAGCCACCGCUGGCUGAAGACGAAAGCUACAGUGCAGAGAACCUGCGACGCCUCGCUCGCAGUCUGAGUGGAUCGGUCAUUGGGUUGAGACCACAAAACCCUCCACGCAGCUGUGACCCCUCCCUGUCCAGACCCCCCUCCAGACACCCAGACCUUCACUCCUCCUCCUCACUUCCCCCACGUCACCACAGCACCUCCUCGUCUUCCUCCUCCUCCUUCACAGCAGAUCACUCCUUCCACCAGCCCCGACACCACGGCCCCCCAGCUCCACUGCACCCUCACUUGCAGCCACCACGGCCCCCCAGCUCGGGGCCCUCCUCCUGGGGACACUCAGGACCUCCACGGCCCCCCCAGCAGCACUUUCUGGUUGUGUCUGACAGGAGUCCAGCUGCCUCAGGUCUCCACAGCGUCGCCCUGAAUUACGGCACUCUUCCCAGAGCUCCUCCUCGGCACGCUCUGCCUCCCUCCUCCACCUCCUCUCUCCCCAGACCCAGAACUGGUCCCGGUCCUGGUCCCCCUCCUCUUCCCGCUCCACAGAAUCUCUACGCCACCCUCGGCCCCCCUCGCCGCUCCACGAACACCUCCAGCACCAACAGACACCACUCGGACGGCGGUCUGCCUGGUAGAGUCAACGGGAGCUCCGCCUACGCUCCGCAGCCCCUCCGAGGGUCAGGAGAGCCCGCCAAGCCGCUCCGCCUGGACGUCCCGCCUGAAACCGACUGGCGCCUUGAGUCUGACGUCAGGACGGGUCAGUUCAGCUCCGCUCGACGUCAGCAGCCGCUCCAACGGACCGACAGAGGCCCCUACAGGGCCCCCCAGCUCUGCUCGCUCUGCCUGCAGACCCCCGUGGAGCCGUCUUGUCCGUACUGCCUGUCCUGCAGAGCUCAUGUGGCCCGCUUCCAUCUGCACAGCACAUAGUGACGUUUGUUCCCCUGCAGCAGUGGAGGAGGACCUCUAAUACCAGCUGGUCCAACACAAACAGGUUGUUUCUAACUGGACUUUAAAAGCACAUUCAGAUCUGUGCUGGAGAUGAUGCAGCUGAUACAUGAGCAGGAAGCUGCUGUCCUCCUGCAUCACAAACGUCGUGACGGUUCCAGUUUAUUGAUGAUUACGUUGAUGAUUACGAUGAACGUUACAGAACGGAGUUUAAUUAAAGAUAUCUUUAUGAGCUGCAGGCGUUACACCCAUUCACUGACAAAAAACAAAACAUUUAUUUGAGUUAACAUCCUGGAGUUUUUCCAUUGACUGGACUGUUACGGUUGGAGGAUAGAGGCUGGCUGUAUUCAGAGGGGCGUUUCCUAAAUGUCUCAAAACUUUCCUGAGGGUUAGAGUUUCACUCCUGUGGCGCAGGGAUUUUGAGCCUGUUCAACAAUUUUGUGUGACUUAUUUUUUCUCCAACUAGUUGUUGAGUCAGUUGAGUUUAGUAAUUCUAGAGCAGCAGAGCUGUAGUUUAACCUCUGCAUGAAUGUUGUGUUUGAGAGGCUCCACACUGAUGAUAAAUAUAAAUGAUUAUUGAGCUGAUUUAAUCUGAUUAUUAAAGCUGUUAUCUGACUAUGUGCAGAUGAGAAAAUACACAACUAUUCUUUUGAAUCACACUGAAUGACAUGUUUGAAGUGAAAUUUGAGCCAGUUUGAGAAUAUGCAAACAUGCUGAGGAGAAAGUGCAGCACCGGUGCUCUAGAAUUAAAGAAGCUGAACUGAUCAGGAUUAGAGAUGUUUGUGACGACUCUGUGACUAUUGUCAGAGCGAACUUGGAGCAACAAAAAUGUGAUUCACGCAAGGAAAUUGAAAAUCAAACUGCAGCAGCGUUUCAUUUCCCCUGAACAAGAUAAGAAAGGGUGAAAUUUCCCUUAGAAAGCUCAUUUAUAGGUAAUUAUUUUAUUUGUACUUCUUGAAAGUAGAACCACAGCUGCUAGUGUUUGAAGAAUACUUUAUAUAAUUUAUAUUCAUGGUUCCCAAACUCGGGUCUUUAGUGCUGAUUGUUUUCAAACUAGUUGUUUUUCUGCUCCAACACACCUGAACCAAAUUAAUGAAUCUCAGCAAGUCAUAAAGUUCUGCAGAGUUCUGUUCGAGCCGUUCAUUAAGAUCAGGUGAAACCUGCAGACCAGGGCUCCACGAGGUUCAGAGUUAAUGACCACUGGUUUGUACGUCAGGCUUGAUGACAUCAUUGUGUCUCACUGCAUUAUUGGCUUGUUAGCUGGGGGUCCAGGUGGAGGAUCGAUAUCGUUUUCAUUGCUGCGGUAGUGUAGCGCUACGUUGCUAAUGCUAGGUCCUAGCCACUUAUCCCGUUGUCACAAUCUGUGCUGGCUCUAAAUAACAAACGGUGGUUAGCCUGGGGGGUGAGUGGCCUGCUGUAACGCUGUAAUCCACCGGAGUAAACCCUAAAGUCACUGCUACAUUCUGUAAAUGAAGAUUUGAAGAAAAGCAGCAACAUACAAACUAUGUGAACCAGUAAGAGUCAAUACCUGAAAAAACUGAUCAGUUUUGUUUUGUUUGUUUGUUGUUUAUUUGAACAAAGGUUAUGUCUGUUUGCUUACAGGAAGUGGGCGGGGCUUGUAAGGGGACCAGAUCAGUGGACGAUGUUUGUCGAGUUCUGGCUUCAGCUUCUGGGUUCAUGUCAGAAUCUUAUCAAUAGUCUUUGAUUCAGAGCACAGAACGUACACAGAUAAAACAGGGUCUAAACCACCUCAGAAGGUGGUCUGGGGGUUGAUUUCUUCUUUAUCACUGUGUCUCCACCCUGAACCUCAACACCAGCUUAAGGCCCUGUUACAGUAUAAUGUUUUACACAACUACCAACAUAUGAAAAGUUUACACUAAAGAUGUCUGAGUUGAAGAUGGAAUUUAAAAACAUCUAGAAGCCUCUUUUGGACCUCUACAUACUGUACUGCUAACAGAUCAGAUAUACAGCCCACAUGAGUACAGUAGUCAAAACAAAAGGUUCAUAAGUCAGUCUAAGUACAUGUUGACUGUCACUGCUCAGUUCAUCAGUACGUUCAGAAAACACCCAGAAUGCAUCUGCGGCUCGGCUUGUUUUGUGAAAGUGCCUUAAGACACCAGCCAAAAGCAGAGCUUUACGCAGUGUGUGAUGAUGUCAUCAAGUCUGAGAAGAAAAGCAAUAACUACAAAUGAUCACAGUUCUCCUGCAACAAAUUCUUAACAGGAGAAUAAGAGUGACUUUCAGUUUGGAAACUGCAGGAUUUAACCUCAGCAAAACAAGAAAAUUUAAAUUCCACAAUUCAUUGGCUGGGUAUUUUUUAUUUAUUUUAUUUUAUUUUUUAAUUGACCAAAACCUUGAGUGUAAUAAUUUAAUGUUUAGGAUUUUCUAGUGGAUGAAAACAAUCCUUUUUGAGUUUUAAAGCAAAGCCCAGUUAAAGUGAAUGUAACCAGUUAUUUCAGUUUUGACAACCUGAGCAGCAUCAGGGACUGCUCAAGGUUCAGACAGAUGUUGAGGUUUUUUUUCCUUCAAAAGAUCUGAAGUUCAGCGUGAAUUUAAAAAAAAAAAGACUUUCGUUCAGUAUUUCUAAAAUCCCAGGCAGCUGUCUGUAGUUUGGUCGUCUCUGACAGAUGGUUUAAAAUGUUUGGAUUCAGUUUACGGUGUCUCACAGGAAGGAAGUAAAAACCUGCGAGCCUCUUUCACUGAUGCUGAACUGCUCUGCUGUUUCUGGGGUCAGAGGCUGUGCAGCUGAUCAGACGGCAGACUAACCCUCACAGCUGCAGGAAAUGAAGGAGGAGGACUUCCUGUGUGCAGUUUGAAUAGAAACGUGUUUGUUUUUGUCGCCCCCUGGCUCUGCGUUGUGUGUAGAUGAUCUCAGCUGGAUUUACUCCACCAUAGAGCUCGUCAGAUGUUUGUUUUUUCUCGCGUAUUGUUUGAGACGUGCCGCCUUCUUUAGAUUCAAACUGAAGCUUUUCUUUAAGAGAGUCGCAGCUAAUAUUUAGCAUGAUGUUUAUCCUAGCCUUGGUGUUUUAUUCUAAUGCAGACUUUAGCGCAGUGACUCCACUGCAUCCAGCUCUAAUUUAGUGCACUUCACAAGUGUUGGAGGUAGAUUUGUUUUUAUCAUUCGCUUCCUGCUUUAUAUUUUUACUCUUCUCCUCAAAUCUAUCGUUUGUUCUGGGAGUAGCUUCUACUCAGACGAUACAGGAACUCUGGUUAAAAACAAAAAAAAACAUUGCUCAGACUCCGCCCACCUCCAGGUGAGCUGACCCAGGUCUGACCUGACGAGUUAUAGAUUCUAAUCCAGACUUUCUCUCUGUCAAAGUUUGUGUUUCAGAUUAGAACUAAGGACAAAAUGUCCACAAGUCAAAGAAAAAGAAGUGAUUUCUCCAUCAUUUAGAGUUCCUCCUGCUUUGCCAGAUAUUCAGUUGAGUUUUGGUAUAUUUUUGAUGCAUAUUUUUCUACAGUGUACACUUGACAGAGUUGAUAAGAAUAAAAUGUUUAAAGCCUGAA